Molecule: messenger RNA, 690 nt
Organism: Phanerochaete carnosa HHB-10118-sp
Lineage: Eukaryota; Fungi; Basidiomycota; Agaricomycetes; Polyporales; Phanerochaetaceae
Exons: 1
Coding region: 1-690 (229 amino acids)
Source: RefSeq, a predicted model, not a curated record
AUGGAUGCUCGAAACAGAUACACCUUGCAUCUGGCUGACAUCGUAUUCUUAUCACGUGUCUGGUUAGUAACAGGCUGGUCUGUAUACUCGGCUGUCCUAUCGGCCUUCGUCGUCGAGUCGUACUCCGACCUCCUGCCCGACCUCAAUGACCAGAUCACCUUCCUACUCGAGCGCAUCGCCGUCCAGACCCAAAGCUACACCAUCACAUCCGGAACCUUCAAUUCUACUGUCGAACCACCCCGUGCUCGUCUUCCCUUCACAGCUCCGCUAUGGGCCGUCCGCGUCAACGGCCUCCGGUUCGCGAGCCUCAUCGCUAGCAUCGCUACCGCAUCAUUCAGCAUGCUCGUCAAACAAUGGUUACGAAAAUACCUCGCAGUCGAAUACACGGCCCCGCAGGAGCGUCUUCCUGCACGCCAGUACCGGAAGUCGGGACUCGAGAAAUGGAAAGUCUUCGAGAUUGCAGCCAUACUUCCUGCACUCCGCCAGAUGUCUCUCGGCCUGUUCUUCAUCGGUCUCUGCUUCUUCACUGCAGCCGUCGACGAGCGCAUGGGACGGAUCAGCGUAUCUCUGGUCUCUGGAUGGGUUUUCUUCUUCGUUGCCGCCACACUUGCCCCGCUCGUCUCGCCGCGAUGCCCAUAUAAUAUGCCGUUGCUGAAGUCCGUGAUGCGGUUCCUGAGGACACACAUGUGA